This is a messenger RNA of Baudoinia panamericana UAMH 10762, 1338 nucleotides long. RefSeq lists its product as uncharacterized. Gene Ontology annotation, cellular component: mitochondrial inner membrane; cytoplasm. Lineage: Eukaryota; Fungi; Ascomycota; Dothideomycetes; Mycosphaerellales; Teratosphaeriaceae. Gene Ontology annotation, molecular function: dihydroorotate dehydrogenase activity. The transcript has 2 exons. The coding region runs from base 1 to 1338 and encodes 445 amino acids. The record is from RefSeq and is a predicted model, not a curated record. Gene Ontology annotation, biological process: 'de novo' pyrimidine nucleobase biosynthetic process; pyrimidine ribonucleotide biosynthetic process.
AUGAGCUCCUCGUCCAGCGCUGCGGCCGCUUUGGGCCCGAGUGUACGUAGUGCCAUAUUAUGGGCCGUGUAUGCACGGUUUACAAUAGGUUGCGUACUUCUCUUGGGGUUUGGGUAUCUGUACAUAACAGACACACGGGCAAGCAUACAUCAGUGGGUGGUUGUACCUACACUUCGCAUACUGCACACGGAUCCGGAGGAGGCACAUCACGCGGGCAUUCGCUAUAUCAAAGGUCUCUAUAACUUCAACUUACACCCUCGUGAGCGUGGUGAUCAUGACCGGCGAAAGGGCGAUUUGCAGAUCGAGGUGUUCGGAUACACACUGGACAAUCCAGUAGGCACGUCAGCGGGCAUAGACAAGAAUGCGGAGAUACCUUCCGCGCUGCUGGCGCUUGGUCCAGCGAUCGUUGAAGUUGGCGGAGUGACGCCGAUGCCGCAAACAGGCAACGACAAGCCACGAGUCUUCAGAAUACCUUCACAGAAUGCUUUGAUCAACCGUUACGGGCUCAACUCGGAAGGCGCCGAGCAUGUCGCUAUGCAGCUGCGAGAACGUGUUCGGCAAUUUGCGUACGACCAUGGUCUCGGGCUCGAGCCUGAGUCGGAGCGGAUCGUGCUCGACGGCGAAGCAGAGGUGCCACCAGGAAGCCUCGUACCUGGGAAGUUACUUGCCGUGCAGAUAGCGAAGAAUAAGGCGACGCCGGACAAUGAUAUCAAUGCCGUCGCCAACGACUACGUGCAGUGCGUCAACAUGCUAGGCAAAUACGCAGACAUUCUUGUCGUCAACGUCUCGUCACCAAAUACACCAGGCCUUCGGGACCUGCAAGCGACCGAACCCUUGACCAAGAUCCUCACAGCAGUUGUAGGAGCCGCAAAAGCCACGCCACGGAAAGGAAAGCCAGCGGUUAUGGUAAAGGUAUCACCGGACGAGGAUAGCGAUGAACAAAUCGGCGGCAUCUGCUCCGCCGUUGCAGCAGCUGGCGUAGACGGUGUCAUUGUCGGCAACACGACCAAGAAGCGUCCAGAUGCAGUACCGGUGGGCUACAUCAUGCCGGCGCAUGAGGAGAAGCUGCUUACCGAGAUUGGAGGGUACUCCGGCCCGCAGAUGUUCGAGCGAACGCUGAAGCUGGUUAAGCGGUAUCGCUCGAAGUUGGAAGACUCGAAAGUACUGUUCGCAACGGGCGGGAUUACGAAUGGCAAGCAGUGUCUUGAGAUAUUGAACGCUGGUGCUAGCGUUUGCCAGAUGUACACUGCGAUGAUGUACGGCGGCGUUGGUACGGCUACGAGGUGGAAGCAGGAGAUGCGCGAGGCGAUGAAGCAGGGAAAGAAGAGCAUCCAGUAA